UUGUCUUUUGGAGGAGGUCCCCGGAGGGGGUGGAGGGGGUGGAGGGGGUGGAGAACGGACCGGAAGUGACGCCUGUGAGUUCCGGUUGGCCGGACCCCAGCGGCGGGUGUGAGAGGCGGUCUCGAGCCGCUUGCAGGAUCCUGAGAUCCGGAGAAGCCGGGGUCAGAGCGGGUAGCUCCUCAAGAGUUAUUGAUCUAUGAAAUGGCAGAGAAUGGAAAAAAUUGUGACCAGAGACGUGUAGCAAUGAACAAGGAACAAUAUAAUGGAAGCUUCACAGACCCCUCUUCAAUGAAUGAAAAGAAGAGGAGGGAUCGGGAAGAAAGGCAGAAUAUUGUCCUAUGGAGACAGCCACUCAUUACCUUGAAGUAUUUUUCUCUGGAAAUCCUAGUAAUCUUGAAGGAAUGGACCUCAAAAUUAUGGCAUCGUCAAAGCAUUGUGGUGUCUUUUUUACUGCUGCUUGCUGUACUUAUAGCUACGUAUUAUGUUGAAGGAGCACAUCAACAGUAUGUGCAACGUAUAGAGAAACAAUUUCUUUUGUAUGCCUACUGGAUAGGCUUAGGAAUUUUGUCUUCUGUUGGGCUUGGAACAGGGCUGCACACCUUCCUCCUUUAUCUGGGUCCACAUAUAGCUUCAGUUACAUUAGCUGCUUAUGAAUGCAAUUCAGUUAAUUUCCCUGAACCACCCUAUCCUGAUCAGAUUAUUUGUCCAGAUGAAGAGGGCAUUGAAGGAACCAUUUCUUUGUGGAGCAUCAUCUCAAAAGUUAGGAUUGAGGCCUGCAUGUGGGGUAUCGGUACAGCAAUUGGAGAGCUGCCUCCAUAUUUCAUGGCCAGGGCAGCUCGCCUUUCAGGUGCCGAACCAGAUGAUGAAGAGUAUCAGGAAUUCGAAGAAAUGCUGGAACACGCAGAGACUGCACAAGACUUUGCUUCCCGGGCUAAACUGGCAGUUCAAAACCUAGUACAGAAAGUUGGAUUUUUUGGAAUUUUGGCCUGUGCUUCAAUUCCAAAUCCUCUAUUUGAUCUGGCUGGAAUAACAUGUGGACACUUUCUUGUACCUUUUUGGACUUUCUUUGGUGCAACUCUGAUUGGAAAAGCAAUAAUUAAAAUGCAUAUCCAGAAAAUCUUCGUUAUAAUAACAUUCAGCAAACACAUAGUGGAGCAGAUGGUGGCUUUCAUUGGUGCUGUCCCCGGCGUAGGUCCAUCUCUGCAGAAGCCAUUCCAGGAGUACCUGGAGGCCCAGCGGCAGAAGCUUCACCACAAAAGUGAAAUGGGCACACCACAGGGAGAAAACUGGUUAUCCUGGCUGUUUGAGAAGUUGGUGGUUGUAAUGGUGUGCUACUUCAUCCUGUCCAUCAUUAACUCCAUGGCACAAAGUUAUGCCAAACGAAUGCAGCAGCGGUUGAACUCAGAGGAGAAAACUAAAUAAGCAGGAAAAGGUUUUAAUGGCAGAAGUUAGAAUGGAUGGGUUCUGCCUUAAAUUGGGAGGACUCCAAACCAAGAAGGAAAAUUCCCUUUUCCAACCUCUAUCAAUUUUAAAUUUUUUUUCCCCUGAAAGCAGUUUAGUCCAUAUUUUGCACUGACAUACUUUUCCUUUGUGUGUUAAGGUAAGGUAUCCACCCUCAAUUCAAUCCAGCUUGUAUUUUAUUAGGGUGGAAUGUGAUGUUCAGCAGCAAACUUAACAGAAACUGUCCUUUUCUUUGUUACCUUCAAAAGGCCCACGUGGCACAGUUAAAGAAUCCCGGGCACCAAAAAAAAGUUCCUAAGUAUGUUGAAUAGUCAAGCCAUUUAGGCUUGUCAGAAAUGACUCCUUUGUUUUUCUAAGUCAUUAAAAUGUAUAUAAAUUAUACUAGAUUGGAUGACAGUCUUGCAUGUCUAUCAUGGUAAAAUUUAAUAUGCUAUCCUGCCCACCCCUUCCUCUCCUACCUUUAAAAAAAAAAGGCCAUUUUAUGAUGCGUUGCACACCCUCUUGGGAAACUGAUCUUUAAAUUUUGAGACAGUAUAAGAAAAUUCUGGUUGGUGUCUCACGAAUAAGUUGACACCAUUUUUUAUUCUGUAUAUUUAGAAUGAAGUCAUGAACAAACUUUAUAAAGACAUCUUUGAUCAUUCCAAAAUUGUGUCCGUUUUCUUGAGCGUUUUGAUUUUUUUGCUUCAUUUUAGCUACUACCACCUACUGGUCAGCCUUGCCGAAUCCGCCCACAACCAUAAUUUCUUAAGCCUUCAUGUAUUCGCACAUAAGAGCCACAACCAAGGCACUUUUUUGUUAGGCUGGAAUUGGGCGGCUUGCUACCCAUUGCUGAAAGAGCAGCUUAGGGAUUUGCAUAGCGAGGGGUUUGUGAAAACAGGAGGAAUGAAAGUAUACAAAUUACAGGGCAGUGAAGAUAGAAUAACUUUUGUUUGUUUAAAAAAAAAAACACUUUCUCAUAUCUGUGUUAAUUUUAGCUCAGCAUGUACUCUGGUUUUGACAAAUUUUACUUUUUUAUGUAACCUAAUUUUCUUGCCUUUCUUCAAUAAGUGUUACGUUCUUUUGGGAUGUUUCUGAUUGAACUUGGUCACUUUGUUUUGCUUGGGAGGAAAAUAAACAGUUUCUCUUUUUUCUUUAGGAAGAUUGUUUCUGGCAUUAUGUUAAGAGUAGAAUUGGGUUUAAAUUGCAACAGGCCAGAAAUGCCUGAUUGUUUUAUAAAAUCCUUCCUGAAUGUCUGCUUAUUUUUGCCUACCGUCGUGACAUCUUCAUGGCUGUACCACCUUGUCGGGUAGCUUAUCAGACUGAUGUUGACUGUUGAAUGUCAUGGCAACAGCAGUCGAUGGGCUGUCUGACAUUUUGGUAUCUUUCAUCUGACCAUCCAUAUCAAAUAUUCCCAUUUAAACAUUACCUAGCCUCAUGGUUUAUGAUCAGAAACUGUGGUCCUUAUGUCUAGUGGCACUUUGAAUCUUUUAUGCCAUGAUAUUGCAGCAUUGAGAAGAUUUUAUGGAAAAUUGGGAUGGUCUCCAUGACCACAGCUAAAUAUAGAACAACCAACCUGUCUUGUAGGUUUUGAAAAGGUUAACAAUCUUUUUUUCUGCCCAGGGACCUUCUGGCAAGGUGAUUGAUCCUUUAUUUGGAAAGCAGUACCCCGAUACUCUAUUUUAGAGAGAUUCAUGUUAACCAACAAAAUUUUUUACACUCAUUAGGGUUAUCAUGAAUUGCAAGUUACCUUCCAGUUGGGUUUCAUGUCUUUCACCUGCAUUUUAUUUGGUGUUUGAAGAAAGGAAAGAGGAAAUCAAAUAUGAAUUGUACUAUUUGUACUAAAUUUUUAGGAUUUAUUGGUAAAUUUGUUUCAGAGUAAGGUAUUAGAAAAAGAAAAAUGCUUCUUAGAGUGACGAUCUAAGUAAUUAAUACAUUUGACGUAGGAUGAUGGUUGGUUCACUUUCAAAUGAAUUUACUUGGAAAACAAAAGAGCAGCUGUCCUCCUUCCCUCUGCUAAGUGUCCAGGUGUGGCAUGCUCAGAUGGUCCUGCUGGAUUCCACUGGGGCAGAAUGGCACCCUCUGUUCCAGUGGUUGGUUUGUUCCUUUCUUAUAUCCACCAAAGUGGACACAACAACUACGUGAUCCCAAAAACAAACCUAGUUGAUUCCAGGUGAUGGAAGACCAGAAAAUGUGUAAGUGGAUGGUUUGCUGUUACUGCAAAUAAAAAAAAGGGCCUGGGAAUUCUAAUUCA
This is a messenger RNA of Lutra lutra (Eurasian river otter), 3691 nucleotides long. RefSeq names its product vacuole membrane protein 1 (gene VMP1). Gene Ontology annotation, biological process: autophagy; Golgi organization. Gene Ontology annotation, cellular component: endomembrane system; endoplasmic reticulum; membrane. The coding region runs from base 202 to 1422 and encodes 406 amino acids. NCBI's taxonomy places the organism in Eukaryota, Metazoa, Chordata, Mammalia, Carnivora, Mustelidae. The transcript is spliced from 12 exons. The record is from RefSeq and is a predicted model, not a curated record.